This is a messenger RNA of Aspergillus heteromorphus CBS 117.55, 1598 nucleotides long. Its product is annotated as folliculin domain-containing protein. Gene Ontology annotation, cellular component: cytosol. Gene Ontology annotation, molecular function: GTPase activator activity. Gene Ontology annotation, biological process: positive regulation of GTPase activity; positive regulation of TORC1 signaling. Bases 91 to 1473 code for a protein of 460 amino acids. The record is from RefSeq and is a predicted model, not a curated record. The transcript is spliced from 2 exons. NCBI's taxonomy places the organism in Eukaryota, Fungi, Ascomycota, Eurotiomycetes, Eurotiales, Aspergillaceae.
UUGACUGCAUUCUGGAAAGCAUGUAUUGCAAUAAUGGUCUAACAUGGUUGCUGGGAACUGUUAGACGUUAACUCACUUGCCGUCGCGGACAUGGAUUUCAUUCUUUCUUUGACGCACUUCUGCGAGGUGCAUGGUCCCACCUCGAUUAUCUGCUCGCAGGUUCUACCAUUCCCCUGCGCGCAAUGCUACCCCGACCUCUCCGACUUUUCUCCCGACGAUACCCCUGCCAACUCUCACGAUACGACCUCCUCUCAUGGCCUGCAGAGUCGCGCCAACGGCAAACCCAUCCUGAAUAAUAAACUUUCCGAAAAGCAUCUCGACCCAUCCGACAAGUCUCCCAAAAUCGAAGACCAUCCGUACUUUCUCAAAGGGCAGACCUCGCCGGCUGAGGCCCAGCAGAAGCUCAAUCGUCUGGGAGGCGCGGAUGGCGAUACCUGCGCCAGUUGUAGCCUGACCUUACCCGACGAUGUGAGCAAGCAGCUGCCUCCUGGUGCUCCAGGAACGGCCAGAAGCGACGGCAAGGGAAGAAACGGCAGCCCGGUCUUGCGAUCCCGCGAAGUGGUCUACUCCUGCGGCACUAAUCGAACCGACCACGAUGAUGGCGCACACGAACCGCACAGUCACGCGUCCUACCCCGACUCCCUCCACUCCUCCUCCGUCAACUCGGAUACCUCCUGUCACACGCACCUCCUCACCUACCUCUCAUUGCGCGGGCCACCAAACCCGGCUGAUUACGCCCUCCUGCGACGCUCCUCCAUUCGUACCCUUAGUUGCGAACUACUACCGCGAGGGCUCUCCUCCGGUCCGUUGUGCUUCGGCGACUCCAGCGCGGGCUAUACGAUCGCCUACAUCUUCCGUCUGCCCGACCCUAUGGCUCGCGGGAAAAGACGCAGCUAUGCGCUUGUGGCCUUGGCGGGCAAGGAUGCUGGCAGGGCCUUUCGCGCUUGCCCCGUGAUCUGGCGCGCCUUUGGUCGGAUUGCGACGGGGAUUGUCAACUCGGCGGAGAGAUACCAGGAAGACGAGAAGCGUCGCGAGGAGCAGAACAACACUGCUAAUAGACGCGGGAGCAAACAGUUCACGCCGGUGUCGUCUUUUCUCACGGGGCGCACCCUUGAUCCAGAUGGACAGGCUCGCCGACCUGGCCAGGUGCGGGCGAGAAACCUCUCGGAAAUUGUGGGCAACCAGUACAUCUUCGCAGAAAUCCAUGCGCACUUUGUCGCGCUCCUGCAACAGCUGGGCACGAUGUUUGGGACCACCCCCAUCUCCGACGAACGAUUUAUUUGCAGCACCUUGCGCGAAGGAGAAAGCCCCAGUUCUUCGCGCCAGUCGACCUUGGUGGCUGGCGGAAAGGAAAAAUCGAAGGACAAGCUUUCGAAACAAUACGAAGACGGCGACCUGGGCAUGUCUACCCUGGAUAUUUCCUCGGGUCCGAAGCCCAUCCCUAUCGCGCCUCGUCGCCAAGUGAUCGCCUAGAUUGCGCAUCAUACACCUACAACCGCCCGAUAGACUGCACCCUUGACUCGGUCUUUCACACCAUCUCAACUACAUAAACGCGGAGUAAUUCAAACAUUGUCCGCAUUGCAUAUUGCAUUCCUCCC